AUGGACGUGUGUAGCGAGAACAGCGCGACUCCCGCGGAUGGACCGUCAAGAGUGAAGCUUCAACUCCCAGCUAGCUGUGAUCCACCACAACUUGACGGCGAGAGGAAGCAGUUGGUCUGGGUUGUAUUUGGUGGAACCGGCCACAUGGGUAGAUCUCUUGUCAAGUCCGCCUUGUCCAAAGGAGAUCUCGUCACUUCCGUGGGCCGUGUGUUCGAGACGACACCGGAGGAAAUGGUAGCACAGCAGGACAACGAAAAUUGUUUGGGGAUGCUGUGUGACGUUCGAGCGAGAGACUCGGUAGCGCGGGUCAUUGAACGGACCUUGGAGCGGUUCCAGCGAUUUGACGUCGUAGCCAACUGUUCUGGCUAUGGCGUAAUUGGAGCAUGUGAGGACCAGGAUGAGCACGAAAUCCGCAAUCAGUUCGAGACGAACUUCAUGGGCACUUUGAACAUUAUCCAAGCCAGCCUACCUUACUUUCGCCAACAGAACGGCGGCCGCUACCUGAUUUUCAGCUCGACGUCAGGAGCUCUGGGUGUUCCAGGCCUCGGCCCCUAUUGUGCUACCAAAUACGCCGUCGAGGGACUCAUAGAAGCUAUGCUUUACGAGACAGACUCAUUCAACGUCAAGGCAACACUCGUAGAGCCGGGGUUCGUCAGAAGGGACGAGCCAGAUACCCUUGCAACACCGUUACCAACCUGGGGUCAUUUCCUCAUCAAACCUGCGAGCGAUGCCUACGCACAGGCAACAUCACCAGCGUUGCAUGCCAAAAGAAUGGUUCAGUGGCUCGGUGACCGGCAGCCGACAAGCGCCGUCAAGUGUGCGGAGCUCGUCUGGCAACUAGCUCAUUGCUCGUAUCCCCCGCUGCGGCUCCUUCUGGGGAGCUAUGCAAUAGAGAGUAUUCGUGAUAGGCUGCGGUCCGUCACCGAAGAAUUGGAGGAUUGGAAACAUCUAAAUUUCCCCGCUCCGCCUGAUGAAGGGGAGGGAAAGGAGGCGCAAGCAGAUCAAGAUGAAAGCAUGGCCGACUCUGGGCAGGAUGCGCCUGGCCAGGUAACUGCGUAG
Messenger RNA from Colletotrichum costaricense, 1059 nucleotides. RefSeq names its product short-chain dehydrogenase. NCBI's taxonomy places the organism in Eukaryota, Fungi, Ascomycota, Sordariomycetes, Glomerellales, Glomerellaceae. The record is from RefSeq and is a predicted model, not a curated record. Bases 1 to 1059 code for a protein of 352 amino acids. The transcript is spliced from 2 exons.